AUGCAGCCUUCAUCCACCCUGCUCUUCCUCCUCCUCCUCCUCCCCCAACUCGCCUCACUGGCCCCCCUCCGGCACCUCAAGACUCUCGCUGACUUGGCGGGCGAUGCACCGCUCUCCGCCGAUGUCCCCACCCCCGCCGGUCCCCGCGUCUCCCCGGCGGGAAGCCGCCCCCUGCGCGACAGCCCUGAGCCCCCCUCCCUGGACCCCGCCUGGGCCCGCUUCUUCGCCGACUUCAUGACCGGGCAGAGGAAGUUCCGGGGCCGGACUAGGAAGGCGCCGGCGCCCCAGGGCUGCUUCGGGGUGAAGCUGGACCGAAUCGGGACCCUCAGCGGGCUAGGCUGCUAA
Molecule: messenger RNA, 345 nt
Organism: Malaclemys terrapin pileata
Lineage: Eukaryota; Metazoa; Chordata; Testudines; Emydidae
Product: C-type natriuretic peptide-like
Exons: 2
Coding region: 1-345 (114 amino acids)
Biological process (GO): cGMP biosynthetic process; receptor guanylyl cyclase signaling pathway
Cellular component (GO): extracellular region
Molecular function (GO): hormone activity; hormone receptor binding
Source: RefSeq, a predicted model, not a curated record